Molecule: messenger RNA, 1539 nt
Organism: Panicum virgatum (switchgrass)
Lineage: Eukaryota; Viridiplantae; Streptophyta; Magnoliopsida; Poales; Poaceae
Product: BTB/POZ and MATH domain-containing protein 1-like
Exons: 3
Coding region: 232-1332 (366 amino acids)
Biological process (GO): protein ubiquitination
Molecular function (GO): protein binding
Source: RefSeq, a predicted model, not a curated record
CCCCCACACACACCCCACCCACCCACAGACGAGCUGACGACAACGCCCAGAUCGAUUCCGCGUCACUUGCCAGUCAACAGUGACCAGGUCGUGCGGCCGUCGAUCUCACCGCACACCGCCGGUCCAGUCCUCGCCGGCGUCGGACGCGGUGAAGUUGAAGUUAAAACUGGUAAAUUUGGAUCCAUUUCAUAUCGACUCGGAGAAUUUUUUGGAUCUUAUCUGGCCACCACCAUGGAACAUGACGGCACGAACCUGACUGUCACUGAGGCUGUGCGCUCCGUGCAGCUGCUCAAGAUUGACGGCUACUGUGCCACCGCUGCCAUGGAGACAUCGGAGUUCAUCAAAUCCAGAUGGAAUAUCUAUGGCCACGAGUGGGAGGUCCGUUUCUAUCCUAAUUACUGGCACUUCUUCGAGGACUUGGAGGAAACGUACUACCAAUUCGAUGACGAUUACCACACCGAGUGGGUCGCUCUGAAGCUCAUCCUUGUCAGUGAACCCCAGAGGGACAAGCUGAGGGUGAAUCUGAGCUGCCGGCUUGUAUGCCCCAGCCAGCAUCUCGAUCCCUCCGAAGAGAAGAUUGUGUCCCAUGUAUUUGACAGCCACUCCAAAUGCUCGCCUGAAGUUCUCCUCAUGCCGAAACACGUCCUACCAUCAUCAGGUUAUAUCGUGAAUGACUCACUGACCGUGGAAUGCACAAUCACCGUGCUAGGCCACUUCGACACCGCGGAUAAGGAGCAGCCCCUGCCAGUGCCGCCACCGUCGGACCUACACCAGCACCUCGGUGAGCUCUUGGAGAGCCAAGAUGGAGCGGACAUCACGUUUCAUGUCUCUGGGGAAUCCUUCGCCGCCCACAAGGUCAUACUUGCCGCAAGGUCCCCGGUUUUCAAGGCCAAGUUCUUCGGAGGCAUGGAGGAAACAAGCUCCGAAUCUGUGGUGAUCGAAGACAUGGAGGCUGCUGUGUUCAAGUCCAUGCUUCACUUCAUCUACACUGACAUGGCUCCGGAGCUCGACGGUGACCUGGAGCCUCAGGCAGCGGCGACCAAGGCUCAGCACCUCCUGGCAGCUGCAGACAGGUAUGGGCUGAACAGGCUCAAGCUGAUAUGUGAAUGCAAGCUCUCUGGUGGCAUCGACAUUGGCAUAGCGGCCACCACGUUGGCUCUCGCCGAGCAGCACCACUGCUCGCUGCUCAAAGCCAAGUGUCUUGAGUUCGUCACCAAGUCGCCUGAAACUCUUGAUGCUGUCUUGGCAACUGAUGGCUACGCGCAUCUGGUGGCAAGCUGCCCCUUGGUGCUGACUGAACUACUGAGGGCUGCGCGUGGAAGGAAGAUCUGAGCUGGAUGAUGGUUUUCGUUGACUGUCCUUGCGUCCUAAUAUUACUAUCUGCCUAGUACUAUUGUCAGUUGCUCUAAAAAAAAAAGUACUACUGUCAGUUGCUUCUCAUAUUAUGAUUUCCCUAAGAUGUGUGACCUGUAUGACUGCUAUAUCAUGAUGAACUAGUGCUUGCAGUUGAUUUCCCUCCUUUUAGUUUGAGUUGCUUAA